GACCACGUCUGAUAAAAAUUGGGGAUCGGCUCUCUCUCAUGGAGGCUCCGUGUGACCGAGUCCCUGAUCUCGUACAGCUCCCCCUGUCUGAACUCCACUCAUUCUUCUUCAUUGAAGCUUUCAGUAUAACUCUCGGAACCUCUCAAACCCUAGUAAGAAUGGUGGCUCGGAAAAGACACUUCCUUCCUAUUCUUUUUCUCUCCCUCUCCGCCAUCUUCUUCCUCUUCUUAUGCCCCGCCUACUUCUCCUCCCCUAACUCUGACACUAAUUUCAUCCAUUCCCUUCAAAAAUCUAAUAUUAUUGCUAAUCCCCUUUUUCCUAAUUCCCCAAAUUUCACUUUCAUUAUCAAAGUCCUCGCCUUCAACCGCCUGGACUCGCUCUCCCGGUGCCUCCGGUCACUCGCCGCCGCAGACUACCUCUCCGACCGCGUCCAUCUCCAUAUUUACAUUGAUCAUUUCGCCCCCGGAAACAACGACUCCCUUCAAUUGGACAGCAAAUUGGACGGUUCGCAUCGGAUUCUGGGGUUUGUGGAUGCGUUCGAAUGGAGGUUCGGGGAAAAGCUUGUGCAUUAUCGGACUGAGAACGUGGGUUUGCAGGCGCAGUGGUUGGAGACGUGGUGGCCGAGCUCCGACGAUGAGUUCGCUUUCGUGGUCGAAGACGAUUUGGAGGUCUCGCCGCUCUACUACAAGUUUCUUAGGAGUUUGAUAUUGAAUUUCUAUUAUAAUGCUUCAAAUUUUAGUCCGUCCGUCUACGGGGCUUCGCUGCAGAGACCAAGGUUCGUCCCAGGUAAACAUGGAAACAAAAUACAACUGGAUAGUGGAACACGACUUUUUUUCUACCAGAUAGUUGGCACUUGGGGUCAACUGCUCUUUCCAAAACCUUGGAAAGAAUUCAGGUUGUGGUAUGACAAACACAAGGCCAAGGGAAUUAAGCCAUUACUCGAUGGGAUGGUGACAACUGGAUGGUACAAGAAGAUGGGAGAGAGAAUAUGGACUCCUUGGUUCAUUAAAUUUAUUCAUUCUCGUGGUUAUUUUAAUAUCUACACCAAUUUUUUACGUGAGAGAGCGCUUAGUGUCUCUCACAGGGAUGCUGGUGUUAACUAUGGGAAAACAGCUGGGCCUGAUUCUCAAUUGUUGGAUGAAACCUCCCUUGAUUUCAGUCUGUUUGAAAUGCCACCUUUGAGUAAUAUGAAAUGGUAUGAUUUCUGUUUCAGAGAAGUACAUCCUGGAAGAGCUAUAGGGAGCGGUGAUGAACUUGGCUCGAUUCUUUAUGCUGUGCAGAAACAGGAGACCAUUAUUUUUGUAAGCCUCUUUGGAGUAUCAGCGUCGGUCACCAGGAACAUGCUAUGUCACUUUGAGAGGCUAAAUAUUUGGAACUACAUACUAAUGGGCCCUGAAUCUGACUUGCUGCUUGAUCUCUCAAGAAGGGGGCAUCCAGUGAUUAAUGCAGACAAGUUUUUUAAUAACAUUAGGGCGUACAAAUCGAGUCCUUCUCGACACUCCAAUGCAGAGCUGAUCAUGGAGAUUUUAGUGAAGGCAUAUGUAAUCAAGAGUUGUUUGGGGUUUAGGUAUAAUUCUUGGAUGGUGGAUGCGAACAUGCUUUUCGUUCGUAGUGACCUAUUUCUCGAGACCAUUGAUCCCACCUAUGAUUUCUAUGUUGGGAAGAGCUUUAAACUUUUUUAUGUUAGUGGCUCAUCUUCUGCCGAGAAAUUCUGGGUUGAUGAUUUAUUGCCCAAGAUCACAGCAAUGGUGGACGACUCGAGGAAAGUGGCGAUGCCUGGAGAUGGAAUUCAUUUUGUGUAUAUAACAGCAAAGUUAAUGGAACAGAAGGGUGUGAGGAUUAAGAGGGUUGAUGAGUCAAGCUUCAGCGUUAAGAUUGGUGCGGAUGGUGUUAAUCAAUCUUCUAUUGGGGAUGGGAAGAAGAUGGUUUUUUGGUCGACUGAGAUAGGUCCAAAUUUAAUUCAGAUGCAGCUUCAAGAGUUGGGGAUGUGGAUUCUGGACAGUGACUCAUCGUGCAUGGCUGUUGUUUGUCACAGGUCUUGACGCACCUGCAUGUAAUCCGGACGGGACUCGGGAAAGCACAGUCACUUUACACCACCAAGCAGUCUUCUCCCAUAUGUGAAGCAUACUCUACGUCAACAACACUUUUAUGGGACAGCUUGGUGCAUGGUACUUUCUUGCCUUCCAUGUAGGGUCUGAAUUGUGGCAUUCGAAGUGCAAAAUAAUGGUGGGAACAAAGUCUUUGAUCAGUCAAAUUACAUGGAUUUAGCAGGUAACAUUGAGAAUGAACAAAAUUAUAAUAUUGAAGAACUUGAAUCAAAAGAUGAUGAGGAUACUGAUGAAGAAGAGAACCUUCCUCCUGGUUCCUACAAUGUCAUACAAUUAGGAAAUGAAGAAAUCUUUGCACCACACUCCAAUUUUUAUACGAUCUUACAGUUACCUAGUUAGUUUCAGUUCGAAAGGUCCAAGUGGUAGUACAUUUGUGGUUCUUUCUGGGAUGGAUUAUCUAUUUGAAUACCUUCACCAGCUUGUGUCCGAGAGUAAAGCUUCUGGUUUUUCUCAUGCUA
This is a messenger RNA of Carya illinoinensis, 2566 nucleotides long. RefSeq lists its product as uncharacterized. Lineage: Eukaryota; Viridiplantae; Streptophyta; Magnoliopsida; Fagales; Juglandaceae. The record is from RefSeq and is a predicted model, not a curated record. The transcript has 4 exons. The coding region runs from base 39 to 2042 and encodes 667 amino acids.